Messenger RNA from Rotaria sp. Silwood2, 909 nucleotides. The record is from the annotation of a GenBank genome assembly. Lineage: Eukaryota; Metazoa; Rotifera; Eurotatoria; Philodinida; Philodinidae.
AUGCUUCCUAUUACCAUGUGGACGCAAGACGGCAUCACUGUGGCCGGGGGAAAUAAAAAAGGCAAUGGAUUAAAUCAACUCUUUUACCCAUGGGGUUUAACUCUUGAUGAUGAUCAAAAUAUCUAUGUCGCUGACUGUGUGAAUGAUCGUGUUAUGGAAUGGAAGCCUGAUGAAACUAGUGGUCGACUUGCUGCUGGAGGAAAUGAUGAGGGAAGCAAGGCGAAUCAAUUGGAUGGUCCAAGAGAUGUAAUUAUUGAUAAACAAACAGAUAGUAUCAUCAUCAGCGACUCACGCAACCGUCGAAUAGUGCGAUGGCCUCGGCAAGGUGGUACAAAUGGUGAAACGAUCAUCUCGAAUAUCUACUGUUUUGGUGUAUCGAUAACUAGUGAUGGAUUUCUUUACGGUUGUAACGUUGAAAAAGAUGAAGUGAGACGAUGGCGAACAGGUGAAACCAGUGGAUCAGUGGUUGCAGGUGGUAAUGGAAAGGGUAAUCGUCUCGAUCAGCUCAAUUCUCCAACAUUUAUCUUUGUGGAUGAAGAUCACUCAGUCUACGUAUCAGACUCUAACAAUCAUCGUGUGAUGAAGUGGAUGAAAGGCGCAAAAGAAGGCAUCGUUGUUGCUGGUGACCAUGGUCCAGGGAAUGCCGUCACACAAUUGCAUAAUCCUCAGGGAGUGGCCGUCGAUCAAGCAGGCAUUCUUUAUGUGGCCGACUAUAUGAAUGAUCGGAUAAUGUACUGGCCAAAAGGAGCUUCACACGGAAGUAUUGCUAUUGGUAUAAACGGCCAAGGGAACCAAGCGAAUCAACUUAACCGACCUCGGGGAUUAUCAUUCGAUCGACUGGGCAAUCUUUACGUGGCCGAUCAUUGGAAUCAUAGAGUGCAACGAUUUUCGCUCGAUGUUCGUUCCUAA